AAUUUGAAUCUUGGCACAGGAACCACCACAUGGAAGCUUCCCCAUACUGCUCCAUUUCUGAGUGCAUCUAUAAAAGGCUCGUUUACUUUAUACGAACUAGCAUGCUUCAAUUUGACUUCUCUCUUCCUGCUUUAUAGAUUCCAAACAACAGGGUCCUAUUGCUGCUUAAUUCACGCUUUAUUUCAAGCCCAACUAGCUUGAAGAUGGUAAUUGACCGUGAAAGUAGGAGAUAUGCUCUGCUACAAGCAGUAAAAGAUUCAGACUACAUAAAGAAAGUACGGGGUGGAUACUACAACCUUUAUGUACAAGCUUUUGGGGAUGAAGGAGAGAAGUGGGAUUUGUUUAGAGUCUAUGAGGGGGAUUUCCCUGACUUCAAUGAGCUACAUAAAUAUGAUGGGUUUGUGAUCACUGGUAGCCCCUACGAUGCCCAUGGAAAUGAUUACUGGGUCCUCAAACUCUGUUUCAUGUUGAAAAUUAUGGAUGCCAUGAAGAAGAAAGUUCUUGGCAUUUGCUUUGGUCACCAGGUAAUAAGCAGGGCAUUGGGUGGAAGGGUGGGAAAAUCUCAAACGGGAUGGGAUAUUGGCAUAAGAGAAGUGCAUUUGGUGAAAGACGUAGGUCCAUAUAGCUACCUAGUGCAGCAUGACAUGUCAGCAUCUCUUUCAAUCUUUGAGGUACACCAAGACGAGGUUUAUGAGGUUCCUCCCGGUGCCCAAGUGAUUGCAUCUUCAGAAAAAACUCGAAUCGAAAUGUUUGGAAUUGCAGACCACAUUCUUGGAAUUCAGGGUCAUCCUGAGUAUACCAGAGAUAUACUGUUUGAUCUCAUUGAUCGCCUUCUCAAUACAGAUAUCAUAAAGAAAGAAUUUGCGGAAGAUUUGAAGUGUCGAAUUCAGUUAGCGGAGCCAAACAAGCAAUGCUGGGAAAUGAUAUGCCGGAACUUUCUCAAGGGAAAGUAGAGUUGAGGCACCUCUUACGUUUAUGCAUCCAAGUUGGGAUCUUCUUUACUUUCUUUGUAGAAGACCUAGAUUAGCUCACGUGUCUUGGAAGAAUUUAUUCUACGUUUCAGAAUUAAUGAAAUUUGCACCUUGGCAACCCAGAUUCCAGCUGUGUUGAUAAACUGGCCACAGAUGUCAUCUCCAUCAUUUCCUUAAACUUGGUUGACUGAAGUAGAAGCUCCAAUGCUGACGUAGCAC
Molecule: messenger RNA, 1190 nt
Organism: Abrus precatorius (Indian licorice)
Lineage: Eukaryota; Viridiplantae; Streptophyta; Magnoliopsida; Fabales; Fabaceae
Product: gamma-glutamyl peptidase 3-like
Exons: 4
Coding region: 204-953 (249 amino acids)
Cellular component (GO): cytosol
Source: RefSeq, a predicted model, not a curated record